Leptopilina heterotoma is the source of this 1137-nucleotide messenger RNA. RefSeq names its product mitochondrial 2-oxodicarboxylate carrier-like. The record is from RefSeq and is a predicted model, not a curated record. Lineage: Eukaryota; Metazoa; Arthropoda; Insecta; Hymenoptera; Figitidae. The transcript is spliced from 6 exons. The coding region runs from base 57 to 965 and encodes 302 amino acids.
AAUAUAUUUCAAAUUGGAAAAAAAUAGUUUAAGUUUCGUGAAGAAGAAAACUAAAAAUGUCGCAUUCAAAUUCAAAAUCGUCGAGUCUAUUUAAACAAGCGGUUAUUCAAAUCGGAGCCGGAGGUUCGGCAGGUUUUGUGGAAGUCUGCAUUAUGCAUCCAAUGGAUCUCGUGAAGACGAGAUUUCAACUUCAAGUGAAAACAAAUAAAGUUGAUCCUUUAUAUUAUACUGGAAUCGGAGACUGUAUGAAAAAGAUGUACAAAAAUGAAGGCCUCGCUUCUUUCUGGAAAGGAAUAUUACCGCCAAUUUUAUCUGAAACUCCAAAAAGAGCCGUGAAGUUCUUUUCUUUCGAGCAAUAUAAACCGCUUUUCCUCUUUGGUGCCAGUGCUCCAACUCCCAUAACAUUCGCAUUGGCUGGAUUUUUCGCUGGCAUGACGGAAGGUAUAUUCGUAAAUCCAUUUGAAGUUAUUAAAGUGCAAUUGCAGUCGAAUCGUAAGAAGAUGACUGAAACUCCAUCGACGUUCGCUGUGACAAGAGAGAUUAUUAGAAAAAAUGGAUUUGGUUUUAAUGGUCUUAAUAAGGGAUUAAGUGCAACAGUUAUGAGAAAUGGCGUUUUUAAUUUAGUUUACUUAGGAUUUUAUCAUUCCGUUAAAGGCUAUCUUCCAGUGAGCAACGAUCCGAAAUUGAAUUUUUUAAUGAAGGUCGGCAUUGGUUUUUCGGCUGGAACAAUGGCCUCUUGUUUAAAUAUUCCAUUCGACGUGGCCAAAAGUCGUAUUCAAGGGUCACAAAAUAAUGAGUAUAGAGGAACGUUAAGAACAAUCGCUACUGUUUAUAGACAAGAAGGAUUCAGAGCCCUUUACAAAGGAUUAUUACCAAAAGUUUUACGACUAGGUCCUGGCGGAGCAAUAAUGUUAGUUGUCUAUGACUACAUGCACGCUUACCUCACAGUCAAGCUGAAGAAUUAAAUACUAUCUUUCUUUCUAUUCACAAUAAUUGUAAUUGACGACGUUUCAAUGUUAUCGGACAAUCGAACUAGUCUUUCUGCAUAUUCGUCGAAAAAAGAAAACAAAACAAAAGAACAAAUACACUUUUUUCAAUAUCACCAAAACAUUGUGUUCCUUUUCACACAGAAAACAU